Saccostrea echinata is the source of this 5811-nucleotide messenger RNA. RefSeq names its product leucine-rich repeat-containing protein 9-like. NCBI's taxonomy places the organism in Eukaryota, Metazoa, Mollusca, Bivalvia, Ostreida, Ostreidae. Bases 162 to 4793 code for a protein of 1543 amino acids. Gene Ontology annotation, molecular function: protein binding. The transcript is spliced from 34 exons. The record is from RefSeq and is a predicted model, not a curated record.
AUAUAAACGUCAAAUUCUGUAGAAGAUACUAUCAAUUGAUGUGUAAAAUUGACAAAUUUCUAACAAAUUUUAAGAUAAAUGAGAUGAAACUAUGAUGUUUGAAAAGACUCGUAAGCAAUGGCACAGAACAUUUCCAUAGACAGAUUUUCCUGUCGCAUAAGAUGUCUAGCACUGCCAGUCAGUCCUCAAGCAGUAAUGUUGGAGGUGUUACAACACCAACAUCUGCCAUGCCUGAUUCAGGCUUGGGGAUGAACGCCAACCCUCCAUCUGAUCCAAACAGACCCAGAACUCAGAAAGAGGAAGACGAAGAAGCAUUUAAAGAGCUUUGUGCAAGCAAUGGACUCAACCACAGUAAAAUACAAAGUGGAGAACAGUGCACUGCCGAGGUGCUGGAGAUGUUUUUCUCUGGGUAUCCAAGAAUUAUCUACAUGGACAAAUUCCCAUGCCUGCAUACACUGGUGUUCAUGGGACAAAGUAUCAGUAAAAUUGAGGGUUUGAAGUCUCUUACAGGACUGAAGGAGUUAUGGAUCAGUGAAUGUCAGCUUAAAAGCAUUGAAAAUUUGGAAACAUGUUCAAAACUUGUAAAAUUGUUCCUCUAUGGAAAUGAAAUCUCUAAAAUAGAAAAUAUUAGUCAUUUAACACAUCUUGAGGUUCUUUUUUUGAACAACAACAAAAUAAAGAAUAUUGAGAAUUUAGAAAAACUGAGGAUGCUGGAUACUUUGAAUUUAGCUGAGAACCAGAUAGAUAAAAUAGGCCACUUUUUAGAUGCUAAUCAUAAAUUGGCUGAACUGAAUUUGUCUGGAAAUCCUAUUUCAUCUCUCAGGGAGCUGACACACUUGAUGAGGCUGCCAGUAUUAAUGUCCCUGAGCCUGAAGGACCCCCAGUUCCCCCCUGCCCCAGUCAGUCUGCUAUGUAACUACUCUACACAUGUCCUUUAUCACCUUCCCAACCUCAGCAAAUUAGACACUUAUGAUGCCAGCAAGAAUGUGUGUGAGCUUGCAGAGGCCACAGUAUUGAAGAAAAAGAUGUACUAUAACAUGAGAGUAAAGACCAUAAAACGCAACAUGGCUGACAUUGUGUCCAAGAUGGAGAUUUACAAAUACAGACUACUAGAGUUUCCACAUGAGAGAAUUCGUAAUCUCAUGAACUGUAUAAAGGAAGUGCGUAGAGAGUUUGAAGAUUUGAUGAUGGAUACAAUAGAUAUAUCAGUGUUUAAUGACAUGGACCAUGACAGCAAUUUAUUAUUGGUUCAGGAUUUAGAGGAGGAGAGUAAGCUACAGAAACUGGACGAGAGCGGGGGAUUUACUGCCAAGAUGAAUUCUCUCAAGGACAGGAUGAAGAAAUGGGAGAAAAAAGAAGCAGAAGUUGAAAGCUACCAAAAGGAAGCUUUACGUAGAGUAGAAACCCAGGCCGAGGCAGUGAUGCGAAGAAUGGCUAUUGAAUUAGAGUCAGGGGGAAAUGUGCGCUUUGAAGAGGGAACAACAUCUGAUGUUUGGUUCUCUUCCUGUCAUGAUUUAGUGCUCUCUCGGUUCUGUGCCACAGACUACAGAGAACACGGAAUUGCAGGAAUCAAGAUACACAGAAUUCUACGAGUCCACAACAGAAUGCUGCGCAAGCGUUUUGAUGACAGACUUACAGGAAUUGUUGAUAGCAUUGAAGGAGAAUACUUUCCAAGCAACAGGAAUACUGCUUACAAAAAACAGUUGGAGUACCUGUUUUGGAUCUGGGACCCUAACCUUCCUGGAGGAGUGCAUGAGUCAACAAGAGUGGUGGAAGAGGGAUUCAUGGAUGCCAUGUCAUACAAGGCUCUAGGAAAAGAUGGGGCUGUACCUUUGAGUAACAGUCUGAGUCUAGCAGACAGACACAGAACAAGUUACCUGAUGAAAGAAAGCAAGGAAAAGGAAUACACAGACAACUGUCCAUUCAGAUAUGGUCAACUAGUCAUAUCAAAAGUGUUUUUGGGUAAAAGUGUCAAGGCCAUUGAUGAAAGGUUAAUAACUAGGUCAAACUAUCCCAAAAUAGAUGCAGUCUUCAAACCUCGUAAAAUGUGCAUUCCACCAAGUGGAGGGGACUCGAUACACAACUGUGAGUGCAGUGCUCGGCAGUGUGAGUGGUACCUGUUUGACAAUGAACUCAUACUUCCAGAGUAUAUUGUGGAGUUUGAAUAUGUCACAAAGUUCCGGUCAAAGUCACCUUUUGCAACAUUUAGUGACCUCAAUCUUGACAAUAAAGAAUCCAAGAUCCCUUUGGUGCCCCACACAGAUGAUGACCCUUCUGUAGAUGAUGAUGUCUUAGGAAUGGAACCACUUCUGAAACAGAGACCAAGAUUGACUAUGUUAAAUGAGGAUAUACUGAUGAAGCAUGUGGAAGUUGAUUCUCUGGAAGCCAUAACUGUGUUAAACCUCCACAACAAUGGAAUCAGUAAACUUAGGCCCAUCCACUCUUUGUAUCAUCUUAAACGACUUACUGUUAGCUUUAAUGAACUCAGCAAGCUGGAUGAAGUAGCUAGUAUGGGAUUGGAAUAUCUUGAUGCCAGUUUUAAUCAAAUUUCCACCUUAGAAGGACUUAAAAACAUGAUGAAACUGAAGUUCUUUGACCUAAGUUGGAACAAGCUGACAAACACGAGAGAGGACUUAUCCAUCCUAAGGAAGCAUGCUUGCAAUUUGUUGACCCUUGACCUCCGACACAAUCAAUGGCUGAAGCCUCAGCAUUUAAGGCUGCGUGUGAUUGGACGAUUGAAGUCACUGACCCUCCUUGAUGGGUCAGCAGUGACGGAGCAUGAAGCUACAGCAGCAUUACGUGUGGCGGCUGGAUCUCGAAUCUGUCAGUUGUCACUACUUACACAUGCUCGAGUGGACUCCCACAGACCGCGCUCACUCAGUCUUAUGCCUACUGCUGAAAUCUUAGAGAAGCAGAGUCACCACAGGCCAGAGAAAAUCAGUGAAACAGAUACACUUUGGUACCAGAAGGUGACCUCUCUGUAUUUGGAUAAUCAGCAUAUCACAAAACUAUCUGGUUUAGAGAGAUUGGAAAACCUUAAAUAUGCCUCUUUUAACAACAAUGACAUCACAAAAAUAGAGGGUUUGGAUCAUUGUGUAAGAUUACAAGAACUUUCCCUGGAAAACAACUGUAUCAGUAAACUAGAGGGUAUCUCUAAACUGAUCCAGUUGAGGAGGCUGUGUGUGGGUAGUAACUUCCUCACCACCCUGGAGAACUCUGGCAUCCAUUAUCUUGGACACCUGACUUACCUGUCAUUGGAGGAAAACAAACUUACCUCUCUGUUAGGGCUACAGAAAAUGUCCACUCUUGUUGAGUUGUAUGUAGGGAACAAUAUCAUUGCCAGUGUCAGGGAAAUCUUCUACCUCAAGAUGCUGUCAAAUUUAGUCAUACUUGACUUGUUUGGGAAUCCUCUUGCCACAGAAACAGACAACUAUAGACUCUUCAUCAUUUAUCAUCUUAAAAAUCUCAAAGCAUUGGAUGGAUCUGCAAUAGAAGCUAUGGAGGGAAAUCUUGCCAAGGAUACUUUUGGUGGUAGACUUACACAAGACUUUGUAGCAGAAAGGCUGGGUCAUUCCAACUUCCAUGAUGUACGGGAGUUAGACCUACCAAACUGUAGUAUUCGCAUUGUAGAUCUGGGAAUAGGGGAUACAUUUCUCAACCUUAGAAGUGUGAACUUAGAACACAAUAAUUUGACUUCCUUCAGUGGUUUGAUUCAUUUGCCAAAUAUAAGGGUGCUGUGUUUGAAUCAUAAUCAUAUUGAAUGCAUUAUGCCGAAACAGAAACCGGUUAACAGAAUGUCCAAGCAGGGAUCAAAUAAAAGCUUGGAAUUUUUCUCCAAUGACUCAUCCACUCCUAUUAUGGAGAGUUUAGAGGUGCUACAUUUAGGUUAUAAUGGAAUCAAAGAUAUGUCCAUUUUACAGUUGAGCAGACUAACUUCACUCAAAGCUUUGUUUCUACAAGGAAACGAGAUCUCUAAAGUGGAAGGAAUGGAGGGACUUCAUGAUCUCAGGGAGCUGGUUCUGGAUCGAAACAAAAUCAAAAUCAUCUCGGAAUUGUCAUUCGCCAAUCAGUGGAAUCUACAAGAACUCCAUAUUGAGGAGAACAGAGUGAGAGAGUUAUCUUACUUGAACUGCAUGGACAAUCUACAGAGACUUUACAUGGGCUCCAACCGCAUCCAGGAAAUUUCUGAACUAGAGAAGUUGGAGGGGCUAAAUAAUUUGAUUGAGAUCUCUCUAGUCAACAACCCUGCUGCCAGACGUCACCUUCAUCGUCCUAUCCUGGUGUUCAAACUGAAACAGAUCAUGAUUAUUGAUGGGAUCCCAGUCAGUGAGGAGGAGAGAGGGAAGGCUGAGCUCUACUUCAUGGACCAGCAGGUAGCCACAACUCAGCCUUCAGCCAGUGAAGGAUCACUUCCUGGUAUCAACCAGAUUAAGACACAGGUCCCAGUCAAAGUGACGACAAUGCAUCUGGGUUCCUCCCCAUUGUGGAAUGGAGGUGUUCUGUAUGAUGAUAGUGCUCAGGAUGCCAUCCAGCGAGGUGGUGGUCGUAGAAGAGGAACAGGGAAAGAACCCACCCCUCCCCCUAAUCAAGGCAUGAUGAAUCGUGCCAACACUAUGGUAUACAAUCCUUCAAACACUGGUUAUGGGGGCUUCUCCUACACCAACAAUUCGGUAAACUCGGGAGCACGGCCACAGUUUUAUCUCAAUCAAAUUCCCUAUGUUCAGCCUCCUUCACAGACAGAGUAUGUUGAAUGGUUUUCAAGGAUAAACCAAGCCAAAAAUAACAGGAGGUGAACUUUUCUUCAACAGUUUGUAAUACUGAAUAGUGGUGCACAUAGAUGUACCUACUUUGUGACCUGAUACAGUGACAGAUCAGAAAAUUUGGACAUGUAUGAGUGCUAAGCUCAUCUCAAGGUGAUGACAUUCAUUAGGGUUGGUGUGGAAAUAAUUAGUGUAUACUACAGAUGCUGUGAUAUCCUGGACAAAAAUACUGUUAAAACUUGAUUAAUCUAUAUUCUAGGUGCCAAGACUAAUUAUAAGUCUCUGCUAUAGUGUCUCCAUCUCUAGAAUGGUGAUUUAAUUACAUUUCUUUGUAUAUAUCUAAUUAAUACAUAAUAAGCAGCACAACAAUUUUAAAUUUCUUCUAUAGACUUCAACUCAUUUCUGCUGUAUUUUAUCUUUAAAGUUUAUGCGCAAUUUAGGCAAACCCUUUUCCUCAGCAAUUAUGACCAGGUAAAUUACAUCUUUCUUAAUUGUAUAUAUAGAUCUAAUACACUGUGGUAAGCUUAUAAUGUUUAUGAAAUGAAUUCUCUUAAUUUUGAGGUAGUGUACAUUUUGUGGCCUUAUAGCUUUGAUUCCUUAUAUUUAAGGGAUAUUAUUUUGUUCAUAAUUUAAUCAAACAUUGCCAAAAAUCUCCGUCCUAUUCAAGACUUGUUUCAAGUUAUGUCCAUGAAUAAUUUCAUGAUUUUCAAAUAGAGGGAUCAGUAUAUUUCGUGUUUCUUUAAUAUUUAUAUGACACGAACUGCAGUGUCAGUUUGUUUAAAAAAAAAAGCAGUAUUGAGAGAGAGAGAGAGAGAUCUGUAAAGAGAUACAUGACUUAGUAUGAAGAACUGACUGUUAUAUGUAUGUGGAUGUUGUUAAUUAUUAUGUGAAGUUUUUUUGUUGUUGAUAUGUAAAUGAAUUUUAAAUAGAGUCCAUAUCAAAUUAUCUUUUCAAUGCAAUAUUGCAUUCCAGUUACAUUAUAUUUUCAGCAGAAUGUGUAUACUAUUAUAUAUAUGUCUUCAUUAUUGAGUUUUAUUUUUGUGAUAUUUGG